Messenger RNA from Archocentrus centrarchus (flier cichlid), 2052 nucleotides. RefSeq names its product T-SNARE Domain Containing 1 (gene tsnare1). Gene Ontology annotation, cellular component: endomembrane system; membrane; SNARE complex. The transcript has 12 exons. Gene Ontology annotation, biological process: vesicle fusion; intracellular protein transport; vesicle-mediated transport. The record is from RefSeq and is a predicted model, not a curated record. NCBI's taxonomy places the organism in Eukaryota, Metazoa, Chordata, Actinopteri, Cichliformes, Cichlidae. The coding region runs from base 185 to 1039 and encodes 284 amino acids. Gene Ontology annotation, molecular function: SNAP receptor activity; SNARE binding.
CCGCCAUCUUAGCCUGUUCCGGAGAGCAGGCAGCUAGGCUCCGACACCGUGCGGUAUAAAGCCGCGGAUUUUGUCACCACUGCGGAUCACCACCUGGCCAUCACCGCCCUUCUCACAGCCCACGGACACAGUUCAGAUCCUUCCCAGGCACCUGCAGCUGAAACACCACCAACCAUCAGACAAAAUGUCAUAUGGGUCCAUUGAUGGCGGCUCCUUUGGCAGUCGUAACCCUUUUGGAGGUCCUAUGAGGCAGGGCUACCAGCCAGUAGCCACACAGGUCAGCCCCUCAGAAUUGCAAGAUGUGUUUCAGGAGACCUCCUCAAACAUCUUCCAGAUCAACGCCAACGUUGUCACACUAGAGAAGAAUCUUCAGUCACUGGGAACAUCUAGAGAUACUGCAGAGCUGCGACAGAGUCUACAUUCCACUCAGCAGCAAACCAACAAAGUCAUCACCAGCACAAGCCAACUCAUCAAACAGCUCUCUGAUAUAAUCAGUGGCUCUUCACGGCAAGACCGUCUGCGCCUGACCAGACUAAAGACUGAACUCUCGGAGUCUGUGCAGCGCUAUGGGGAUUUGCAGAGGAAAAUUGCUGAACGCUCAAGAGCCCUGCUCCCUCCAGCUCAGAAAGACAAGAAGAUUUCUCAGACUCCAUGCAGUGAGCAGAUAGAUGAGGGUCCACUGUUUGGAGCAGGUUCAGAAGGAGGAGCUCAGGCUUUCCUGUCUGAGAUCAGCGAGGAGGACGUGGAGGUGCUCCGUCAGAGAGAGGAGGCUUUACUUCAGAUUGAAAGAGACAUGCUGGAUGUCAGUCAAAUCAUGAAGGAUCUGGCAUGCAUGGUUCAUGAACAAGGAGACACAAUAGACAGUAUUGAAGAUUACAUUCAGACAGCAUCGUCUAAUGUGGAUUCAGCCAAUCAAGAGCUUGCCAAGGCCAACCAAUACCAGAGGCAGCUGAGGAAGAGGAAGUGUUACCUACUGUUAGUUGGUGCUAUUGUCCUCACCAUCCUCAUCAUCAUCAUUGCUGUUUCAGCAAGAAAAUGAGACUGACCACUGUGGUAGCUGUUGUCAUCACAGUGUCACCGCACUGCUCCUGCCCAGUCUGAUCCCUGACCUGAGCAGCUGGUUCCCAGUAAGAGGGAGCUGCCCUGGAACAACAUCUCUACUCCAUCAUCUCUGGCUCUAUUUACGUGUCUGUCAGUCUGAGGAUGGAGGUCUUUAUCAGCAUGCCUCCAGUCUGAGCCUCUUAUGAAAUCAUCGCUGUUCUCACACGUGUUUUUUUUUAAUGCCACAGCUGUUUGCUGUGAUACAAAUGCUAUGAAAGUGUGAAUUUUGUGAUUGCAUCAGAGGCACAAGCUGGGUGUUUCCUGUAUUAAAUGUAAUGGGUAAUGCUUUGUUUUGCACUCCUUCAGCUCCAACCUGUGGUGUUGCAUCACUAAAUCAGAUGAAGGAGAACCUUCAGAGUGACACUGUCUUCAGCUGCUGUAUGCUGUAAUCUUUCUUCUUAAGCAUUUUUACUGAAAUGAACUUCAUAUUAUUAGCUUGCAGUGUAAUUUAAUCAUUAUUAUAUUGCAGUGUUUGUCAAUAUUAGAAAAAUACUGUCAAUAUUAGUAAAUACUGUUUCCAAAAUAAAAGUUUAAGUUCAGCAACAUGUUCUGACUGUGAUAUGAACCUUGGUCAUUUCUACAUUAGACACUUCAUUAUUUAGUUAGUUGAAUGACUGUUUGAAUUCCCUAUGUGAUUUUAUCAUGACUUUGUGUUCCACAGUCUGACGUUGACCUAGAAAUAAGUUUUUCCCACCCAGAAGAAUCAUCUGCAGAUCCCAUACAGAGUGCACUGUUUAAGCUACUUUAUCCAGUUCACAGUCGCUACACAUCAGCAAGCCACUUUGCAACCCACCUCCCUUCCAGCAUCUGACUCAAUCACUGUGAUAUUUGUUGUCACUGAUGCCUCCUCUGUUCUGUGCUUGCUGCUGCUGGUUUUCCAUUUAUCCACAUGGAGGGGUGGGGAAGAAGAAGAAGAAGAAGAAACAGCCUUUAUUGUCCCACAGAGGGGAA